UAUGAAAAAAAUAAUAACAACAAUAACAGCGCUGAAAGUAAAACAAGAAAAAUAAUAAUAAAUAAAACAAAUUUUUUGUGUCAUAACGGAAAGAAAAUUUUGUUGGUUUGACUAAAUUUAAUUUAGUCCACCUUUUAACGAUUUUGUAUUGGGAUUUAUUUUUUUAAAUUUAUUAUAGUGUUUUGUGUGUGAGUGUGUGUUUAAUUAAUUAUGUCCACCUACCAAGAUUGUCAAAAUCUUAUAAAUAAUUUGUCUAAUUUAAAAAUGGAUGCCAGAGAUGAUACGGUCAACGCCGCCGUUGAUACCUUAUCACCCUCAAAUGCCUCACCACCGGAUUUUGACUUUAAUUUGCCGUGUCGCUUUUUCAAAAGUUCUUUUGCUCGAUCACUUUCACUCACCAAUGCCAGCAGUGGCAGCAAUGGAAAUCAAUGCAAAUCUUUGGAUUAUGACAUGCGUUCUAUUAAUAACACGAAUAGCAGCAAUAAAAAAUUGUCUUGUCUGCCGAAAAGAGAGACAACGACAACAACAGCUGUGGCAGCAGUGCCCCCACUACCACAAAGACGUUUAAGUCAAGCCGGAUCAUUUUACCAACAGAAUGAGGCCACCAUAACAAACUCGACUGGCAGUUCCAGCGAUAAAAAACAAGUUUUUGCAACAACAGAUGAUCAUGAUGAUGAUGCUGAGGAAAAGCCUCCUGCUUUACCAGCCAGACGCCCUCUUAGUCUGCACAAUUUGACGUUGCCUCAGAACUUGAGUGUCAACGAGUGUCAAAUGAAUGCGGAGCAGCAAAAAUUACAGCAACAAACUGUAUUGACACAGUUACGACAACAGGCCUAUAAGCAGGCCACCAAUAAUUCUAAUACAAAUUCAAUAAUAAUGCCGGUUAAUGGCAAUACAAACAACAAUAAUAAUAAUCUUCACAACAACAACAACAACAACAACAACAAAAACUAUAAUAAUCAGUCCUCUCAAAAACCACAGUCUCAUCAUCAACAUUUUACCAAUUCCAAUGGUGUUCAAAUUAUUAACAACAACAGUAGCAGUGUUAACAACAAGAACAACAGCAGCAACAACAACAACACUAACUUUAAAAGGAAUAAUAAUAACAACAUUGUCUGGUCGCAUCAACAGAAAAAUGUGGAACAGGAUUGUAAUAUUUGCACUUUCGACCAAGUCGACGAAGAUUGUGAUGCUGAAGAUUUAAAUUCUAAUUAUCAUGAUACAUCAAAAUCUUCCACAGUCAGUGAUUACAACAAUCACUUUCAUAAUUCCCAUCAAAUGUUGCAUAUGAUACCAACAAUAAACAUACACAACAAUCAACAACAACAACAACAACAACAUCAGCAACAACAGCAUAAUCAUCAACAACAUCAAAUGUCAUCAUAUGAUAUGUUAAAUGACAAUACCACAAAUGUGGAAGCUGUAAUAUUACAAAAUCAAGUGGACACUCUCCAGUGGCAAUUGAAACAGGUGGAAACCAGUUGUGACAUGUAUCGUGCUGUUAUGGAGGAAGUGGUAAGAUUUCUUGAACGUUACCAAAGUCAAAAGCAACUUCAACAGCAGCAACAACAACAACAGCAAUUGCAGCAGCAACAACAGCAGAUAGCAAUACAAAAACAUAACAGCAGCAGCAAUAAUAACAAAAUGGAACAAAUUCCACGCUCAAAAAGUCUCUUUCAGGUUUAUAUAGCCGGAGGUCAUGAGAAGUCGACAAAUGGUAAUUGCAAUUUGGAUGAGACUUCAACAUCAUUAUCGUCAACCUCUUCAUCAUCAACGUCAUAUUUGCGUGCACGAAGUAGCACCAAUCUAAUAGAUUUGAAACAUCAAACAACAAACGCCAGUAGUUGCAAGAGCAAAGAUGAUCAUAAUUUCGAGACAGGUCUAAUACCAUCUCAAUCAUACAGUGCCUUUAAAGAUUUUACUUGGCGUCGUUCACCCAAAAAAUCAGACUCACGAUUGAACACAGCCAAAGAUGAUGUUGAAGAGAAACUUAAUCAGGAGGCAUAUCGUCUCUUACGUACCAUACAAAAUUUGCUUAAUACUUCACAACAUCAACCGGAUUUGACUCAUCAACGUCUUUCGUUAGCACCUACUUCGGCCCUACAAAUGGGCCGUCUAUCUAAAGCCAUGUCCACUACGUCGGUAAUGACACUACCGGGACCACCAUUGCUCAAUUCGACGAGCCUUACCAUAGGCGCUAAUAGUGCUGGCUCCUCAACGCCGGAUUCAUCGACCGCCUCGCCCACCACCUCAACUGCCAACAAUGCUGCCUCCAACAAUCUUGCCCCCGAAAUGCUAUUCUUGCGUUCUGCUAAUAUGCGUGACUCUCGUUUAUCUUUACGUAGCUCAACCGAUAGUUCAGUUCAUUCCACCUCAUCGGCCGCAUCGUCGGCAUCAUCAAAAGUGGAGACAGAUGAAGAACACUCGACACCAUUUCAUUCACCCCCAAAUAUACUAACACAUAAGCAAAAUCAUCAUUUAGCUGGUUCUAGUACAGAAGAUGAAAGUGGCUUUAGUUCUAUAAGUUCAUUCCCCGAUAUUGGUGUGCCACUCAGUUCUACCCUGCUGUCAAGCACACCCAGUAGCAGUAAAAGUCGUUCACUGGUAAAAGAAUUGAAAUCGCUUAAAGCUAAUGAAAGAGAUUUACAAACUAACGACAGUCGUAAUUCAACCCUUAAAGCUAAUGUCGUUGGUUUGCCCCUAAACUCUUCACAGGAUAUGUCACAUCGUUGGGAUUCACCCUCCAAGACUUAUCAUAAUGCCAGCAAUAAAUUUCAACGUUUUUCUGCUUUAACCAACGAAGAUUCCAAUACCGUAUUAUGGGUUUAAUUUAAACAAAACAAAAAACGAUUAAAUUCGACUCGAUUUAUAAUUUCAUUGAUUUGAAUAUUUUUGUAAAAUAUUUGUAUUUUCCCAUUUAUCAUUAAGUGUUGCUUUUAAUCUUUAAAAUAUUAAUAGUUUAUCGAUCUUUUCGCAUUCAUUUCUACAUAUAUUUCUAAAUUUAAGUUUUAAAAUAUAACACAAAAAGUGUUAUAUUUAUUUAAAUGUAUUAAAUAUUGUUCAGUUUGUUGUAGUUUU
This is a messenger RNA of Lucilia cuprina (Australian sheep blowfly), 3078 nucleotides long. RefSeq lists its product as uncharacterized. Lineage: Eukaryota; Metazoa; Arthropoda; Insecta; Diptera; Calliphoridae. The transcript is spliced from 4 exons. The record is from RefSeq and is a predicted model, not a curated record. Bases 211 to 2829 code for a protein of 872 amino acids.